This is a messenger RNA of Schistosoma rodhaini, 4906 nucleotides long. The record is from the annotation of a GenBank genome assembly. Lineage: Eukaryota; Metazoa; Platyhelminthes; Trematoda; Strigeidida; Schistosomatidae.
CUAAAGAAAAGCGUGAUGAUGAAGUAAGAUCGUCUAUUAAAAUUAAUCCUUUCAGUUCGACGAUGCAUCACCAACUAUUAUGCUGCGUGGGAUUCCCACUUCCCUUGAUCAUCGUGAUGUACGUAUUGUAUUAACUCGAUUUAUUUAUAGAUUCGUGACGCUCUUGAUGAUGCUCGCGUGAGUUACUUAGACGUUCGUGUAAUCAAGGAUAAAACAACGGGGUAUAUUUCGUGUGCGACGCUAUGAAAUACGACUGAUGUACAGCACUCCUCGAAACCAGCUUGAUUCACUGAUACAUCAUUCUGGAGAUGCCCCCGGGUUACUUGGUCCGUCAAGCUUUAUGACUCGUCCUCCUGCGUUGUCAGAAGUCUCCACCGGAGACUGGAUCUGUUCAAGGGUGGGUAUUAUUUAAGUAUUUCAUCUCACAGUUAUUUCGAAAUUUAAAUUUAUCGUGCUGGGAAUAACUUCUAAAGUAAUAAUUCAUCCGACCCUUCUACUGGUUAAUUCUUAUCUAGUGUUCUAGUCACAACUUCAGAAGGCGAGAUCAGUGCUAUAAAUGUCAGUUGCCAAGGUCUCAAGUGCAAUCUCUCACAAACUCAGUCGAUGGUGUUGAUCUCAUCGGUACAACUCCAUGUAAUAGUAUGCUCAGUUAUUCACAAAACAAUUGUUGUGGCAUAGAGCACCAAAAAUGUCACAGUGGAAUGAAGUGAUAAGAGAAAGAAAGGUCAUAGAAACAAACGUAUAAACAAAAAAAGUAUUCGGUAUAAAAUACUGUGCGAUGAUGAAGACUACCAAAGUCAAUUUCGUCCAUUUAAAAUGGGCUUCUUUAUAAAGAAUGUUAAACCAUAUCUGAUAAUGUCCCAAGUCAUUUGAUUUGACCAUCUUUAGGUCCCCACCCGAAAAAUUCGCUACUAACGAUUUAACGUCAGUUACUUGUAAUGACCUUUUUAAACUCGUCACAGCGUUUAAUACCAAGAUGCAACUCCAGAAAAUAAUGUACAAUGAAGAGACAACUAAGGCAAGUCACUGUAGCCGAUUUUAAAUAUGUCAUCAACAAAUUUAUUGACUUCACUAUCAUACACGUUUUCGGUUGUCGGAAAUACUAACACAUUCUCGCCGUACGUGAGCAACUUUUAAGAGACCAUCUCACAAGUAGACAGACCUUACGACAAUUCCGAUAGUCAUUAUAACUCUCUUCGUCCUUCACUACAUGUGGAUCGAUCUCGUAUGUCUCCAUCACUCACGCAAACUAGCCGGGUACAUCAACCUCUCAAUCAUUCCUCACUACCUCAUCAUAUUAGUGCAUGAAGGCUCCUUUCAUCCUCUCAUUUCAAAAGUUUUAAAAAUAUACUCAAUGUUUUAAGAUGUCGAUCGAUAAGUAAGUCAUAAAUAAAUGUCGUACAAAUAUACAUCUGUUUUCCACAUCAGAAUGAGGUGAAUUUAACUGAAUGUAUGAUAAGAGUCGACGUAGUACUGUAAUGAACAAGAACUCAAGUGGGGACAACCAAUGUUUUUCAAUACAAAGUUACAGAAUCUCUCGGCAACAUGUGAGAACCAUACGUUGAAUACUUCAUCUGCAAUCUUCCAUAAUUUGCCCUUCACAUUCUAUAUAAUUCUUUCGAUUCACAAUUCCUUCCUAGUUCCGUUUCUGUUUUCUUCAAGCCGACCUUCAUAGCCUUCUGCUACCAGGUUUUCAAUUUCCGAUAGGCGUUACAUACUAAUUAUAUCUACCGACAUAAGUAACAUGCCGCAGUAGUAGUGUUUAUAGUUGUAACAAAAAUUAGACACAAUAUGACCCAAUUAGGAGAUGAAAUACUAAAACCUAAGGUUUAUGGAAAGAGAAAAUAAUGAAUACAUCUCCGUCCCAGCGAAUGGUUUCGAGUCAUUCUAUAUAAGGUUUGACUCACAGUUUUCACCAAAAAUAUCCGUCGUCACUGUGUGGAGGAAUCCCACGCUUUGCCUAAUAUAUCAUUGGAUUUUGACGAUUAUGUAAAACCAACGUUUUCAAAUACCUUUAUAAGUUAACCUGUAAGGUCCUACUGCUCUUUUUGAUCCACUUUAGUUACGGUGUUUUUCAAUACAUGACCCAUUAAUACUAUCGGUGACUAGCAAUCGAGGAAAGGCCAGUUGGGAUGUUCUUCGGAGUUUAUUGGUCUUCGUUCAGAUCUAGAAGUGAAGAGUGACGGUACCGCCAUCACAGAUAUGUUCCUAGGGAAAAUAGCAUUUUGUCUAACUUCACGAACUGAUGUACAAAAGAUAUCAUUAUUGUGUGUAGUUACUGUUCUGCUCAUAGAGAACGAACAUUCAGUCCCACUUUUUGAUUGUGAAAUAUAGCUUAGUAACAUCAAAGUAAACCACUACAAGAUCGGUAGGUCACUAAACGAAGUGAUUAUCACUGAUGGAAUAAGUCUAUAUAUGCUUGCUUAAAGUUUUCUUUACUGGACAAUGCUGCUUAAAGAGAAAAAAUGUGUUUAGGACUAACCAUAUAAAUAUUUUUCUAGAGAUACUUCCUGUUAUCUAAAUAAUCAAAUGGAAUUCUUAUACCUGCAGUUUGAGAUUAUCAUAGUAAUAAUGAUAGUCAAUUUGUGUCAAUUAAGAAGUAGCUAUUCGUUUGCAUUUAAUUUACCCGCACCUGAAAACCAUAUUGGCAGGUUUCGACGUGAAUCAGUGACACACUCAAAGCCUAGAUACAGUAUGACAAAAAAGUUUUUGCUUUUCAUAACACUUGUUUUUUUAAUGUUUCGUGCUAUUUAUGAUUUAUUUAUUGUUUGAAAUAUCACUGAAUAAAUAUUUUGGAUUUUCAGCUCUCGUCUUGAGAUGCUUGGAUGCACUAACUACGGAAGAUGACAUUUGCCAGGUUUUUCAAGAUACGGCCGACGUAAAGGUGCGGCAGUGUCAUGUAAUGAGAGAUGAAGUAACACAUGCUUCCAGGUGCUUUGCUUUUGCGGAGCUUCCCACGGUUGCCGAUGCUUACAAAGUCAUGGAUAUAGUGAACAAAGAAUUCAAGCUUUUUGAGGUCGGAGGAAAAGCAGUAACAGUCUCGUACGCAAAGAACACUUUCAAUACUAUUAUGGCAACACUAAAAACGGAAGGAUCAUAUAACGCCCAGUUAAAUAGUAGUCGCAACUUGGCUCUGGAUUUAGCGCAUGCAGCUAUGGCCGCACAAAAUAAUAACAUAUCACCUGAUACUGUUGCAAUGAAUGCUGUUGCUGCAUCAGCAUUACUGAGUCAAACUUCGAACAAUGGUGCUGCUGUUGCCCAGGCAGCGAUACAACAAAAACAAACUGAACAACAUGUGUUAUCAGCUCUGACGAAAUCUUUGCGUAACCAUUCGGAACAUACUGUCUCGUCUAACUAUGCACCGUCUAUGGCAGCACUCGUGGCAUCUGGUCAGCAGCUCCCACCUCCUUCGUUCCCGUUCAAUGCUGUGACGGCAUCUACGACUACAUAUCCAUUUCCGGACACAUCUAAGUACAUAUACGAUGAGUCUACUCGCUUUUACUAUGAUCCUGUCACUGGUCUAAUGUAUGAACCUAACUCAAAAUACUUCUAUGACCGCGGAAGUCAGCAAUAUUAUUACUGGGAUCAAACGAAGAGUACAUAUCUUCCUGUACCACAAACAAAUCCUCAAUCCAAUUCCGUCGAUAAUGCGGCUUCCAACUCUCAAACCGAUACAUCAGAUGCUCCUAAAAACAAAGAUGAUCGUGGUAAAACAGCUCAACAGAUUGCACGAGAAAUGGAAAAGUGGGCUAAGAAGAUGAAUGCUCAGAAAAAAGCAUCAUCCAGUGUCGGACAACGCUCUGAUGUGAUAACAUCUGAAGCCAGUAGAACAGCAGACACAGGGUACGCAAUCUUGGAGGCGUCUGCUAACAAUCCACUUACAAGUGACUCACACACACCUGAAUCUGCCAGUUUGGUUGCAGAAUAUGGCGGUGUUGAAGAUAGUGACGACUCUGGCCAGGAUGAGACACAUAGUGAAAAACAAGAUUCAUUGUUGUCAUUCGAUGCUGAAGCUGAAACAAAAGUUUCUGAAGAAGAAAACAAACUUUUGGAUUGGGCCAAGCUUGCUUGUAUGUUGUGCUCCCGCGGUUUCAAAGAUGCGGCAACUCUUCAAAAACAUAGAGCAUUUUCUGGCCUCCAUUAUGAAAAUUUGAAUAAAUUACGCGGAAAAUAUGGUUUACCAGCAAUUCCUGUUCCAACCCCUGUACAAAAUCAAGAAGCUUCAACAGCUGUUAAUUCACCUAAAAAUUCUCUUUCAAUAGCAUCGUUAAUGCAGAUUGGUGCUCAAACGGCCAGUAAUCAUGCGAAAUCAGUAGCAUCUAGACAAGUUAGUAGUCGGCCAAGCGCAUCCGGUCAAUAUCGUGAUCGAGCCAAAGAGCGUCGUGAAAAGUAUGGGAUACCGUCGCCACCUAGAAUGAAGUCUGUUGAAAGUCAACCGUCAGUCAUACAGAUAGAACAAGACUCAUUCGUUCCUCCACUCCCACCAAUUCCACCUCCACCCCAGUCAGCUCCCAACGUCGGGAGUCGGCUUAUGGAAAAAAUGGGCUGGCAAGCUGGUCAAGGUCUUGGCCGAAGUAAUCAAGGACGGACUCAAAUAGUUGAAGCUGAAUUUAGAGAAGCUGGUGUUGGUCUUGGAAUCAAAACAUCAAAAAGAGGACCUCAGUCAGACAAUUAUAAAGAUAACGUUAAGCGAGCAAUGUUUGCCAGAUUCCACGAAUUAGAGUAACUACUCGUGGAUUGUUUCUUUGUAUAUAAUCGUUUUUUCUGACGUUACUUCUUAACCUGAUCUUCUAGCAUUUCUGUAAAUCUUAUCAUUUUUGUUCAGUUCCUGGGUUUAUUGAUUAAUCUUAAUCUACAACACACUAAUCUGUUGAAAAACCUGAUUGACUAAAAUAUAAAUCUUGUA